Messenger RNA from Mesorhabditis belari, 819 nucleotides. The record is from the annotation of a GenBank genome assembly. NCBI's taxonomy places the organism in Eukaryota, Metazoa, Nematoda, Chromadorea, Rhabditida, Rhabditidae.
AUGGAAAUAUUCGGAACGUAUGGAGCCCCAAAAAUUCUUCAGUCCGACAACGGAAAGGAGUUUGCCAACAGAUUGGUCAAAGAACUCGUGAACCGGUGGCCAAGCUGUCGAAUAGUGCAUGGUCGUCCUCGACACUCGCAGAGUCAAGGAUCUGUAGAAAGAGCAAAUCAGGAUGUUGAGAAAAUUCUAUGUACGCAAUUGAGGGAGCAACAAUCAACAAGAUGGGCUCGAAUUCUUCCGAUUGUCCAACCGAUGAAGAAUCAACGUUAUCACCGGGGCAUUGGGCGAUCACCUUACGAAUUUGGUCGAAAAAUGCAACUUGGGUUUCUUGAUACAAUUGCACUAUCGAAUGCCGAGCGAAGCAUCGACGACAACGAACAAGAUAUUCGGGGCACAAUCACAGAAAAUCCAACAUUUUUUCCGGAGACAGACGACGAAGAAGGUGCUAUUGCGAAAGAAAAAGAAGGAGAUUUUGUUCAACGGGACAAAGAAAUUUGGCAUCAUCGCAAUGGAGCGGCUCUUCAACAACAGAAACAGGCCGAAAAGAUGCUUGAAAAAUCUAAAAACAGAUUUGGUGCUGUUGAGGUCGGACAAACUGUUCGUUUGCCAAUCGAUGCAGUGGAUCGUCCGAAAAUCGGCCAUUCAACGCCCCUCGGUGUCGUCAUGGAAGAAAACCAGGGAUUCUAUCAAAUCGGCACCACCAACGGUAUUCUACAGCAAAAACUGACAAGGAAUCAAUUUGAGCUCGCCAAUAAUAACUUCCUUUCGUUCGAAGAAGUGCCACAAGUCACAAGCAUUGCAACUGCACGAAUGGAUGUG